This is a messenger RNA of Mollisia scopiformis, 776 nucleotides long. RefSeq lists its product as uncharacterized. The transcript is spliced from 2 exons. Bases 228 to 650 code for a protein of 140 amino acids. NCBI's taxonomy places the organism in Eukaryota, Fungi, Ascomycota, Leotiomycetes, Helotiales, Mollisiaceae. The record is from RefSeq and is a predicted model, not a curated record.
UCCCCCACUCUCGAUUAUCUUUUGCAUUGCAUUUCCUGCUGUGAUACCCUCCUCAAUAUCUGCAUGCAAGAGCGUCCCAAUGUUUUGGCAUGGCUUCCCGCUUGCAAGUCCGGAGGUCUUCUCCGUCAAGGAGGGCUCCCGAAAAUUGAAUCGUGAAAGUCUCUGUUGUCAAUCUUACAGUAAAGCUACCUACACACUCUCCAGCUUCAGCAUUCAUGUAUUGCUGAAUGAAUCGCAGAAUCGCAAGACGGAAGGUCGACAUGCCCACGUGGUUCUCAAGGACCCUGAUCGGCGCCAAAACGCCACCAAGGCUACGAUGGUGCGGUAGGUUCCUUGAGGUCCCUGUGGCUCUCGUGGUAGCGCUCCCGGCUACAGCGUCUAGCAGUCCGGUUGGGGCAUGUUCGAGCAAUAAUCAAACCCUGCGGAUCCGAGGCCGAGGCUUAAAACUUGUCAAGCACAAGGCAACCUUAUCGAUCACGACAGCAGAAACCUGCUCUUGGAGGUGUCGAAAGAGCAAAGGAGAGAGAAAGAUGAACCUCUUCAAGUUUAGCCUCGCCAGAUGGCAGGUGCAGCUCGCAGGACGUGCAUCAUCGGCCGCCUUGGCCGAGAUAGUGGGAGAGGAGAGUCAGUGUAGCGUGCGUCAACUCUAGCCAUGAUCCGGUCAUGUCCAUGAUCCUUUCUUCUAUAUCCGUGUGUGUACGCAUCGAUCCGAGACACCAAAGGGCUGUGUCCGUAUCCAUGUCCACGCCCGCCACAGCUUGCUCUUGCUCUCUUUC